Mizuhopecten yessoensis (Yesso scallop) is the source of this 720-nucleotide messenger RNA. Its product is annotated as beta-1,4-galactosyltransferase 7-like. NCBI's taxonomy places the organism in Eukaryota, Metazoa, Mollusca, Bivalvia, Pectinida, Pectinidae. Gene Ontology annotation, molecular function: xylosylprotein 4-beta-galactosyltransferase activity. Bases 1 to 720 code for a protein of 239 amino acids. The transcript has 5 exons. The record is from RefSeq and is a predicted model, not a curated record. Gene Ontology annotation, biological process: carbohydrate metabolic process; proteoglycan biosynthetic process.
AUGUCACAAAACAAACUGGAGGUGUACUCCGAACUGCAUGCUAACACACAAACAGCUAGGAAGCAUUUUGACCCAGGAGACGAGUUAAAGAAAUUAAGGAAUAUCAAGACAUAUAACAAAACCCACAAGAUGGCUUUGUUAGUACCGUUCAGAAACUGUACUAAUGAAUUAAAGGAGUUUGCACCCCACAUGAUGAAGUUCCUCAACAACCAAAGAAUCCCCCACACUAUCUAUGUGAUCAACCAAGUAGAUGACCUCAGAUUCAACCGAGCUACACUGGUAAACAUAGGGUUUAUUGAAAGUCAUCCGGACUGUGAUUACAUAGCGAUACACGAUGUUGAUCUACUGCCACUUAAUCCAAAGCUGAACUACAGCUUCCCGUCUGAAGGACCGUUCCACGUAUCUUCCCCUGACCUCCAUCCCUUAUAUCACUACUCGGAAUUUACUGGAGGAAUACUGUUAAUGACACGAAAACAUUAUGAGAAGGUAAACGGUAUGUCCAAUAAGUUUUGGGGAUGGGGCAGCGAAGAUGACGAGCUGGCUUUAAGGAUCUUGCAUUUUGGAUUUAAGAUUAGACGUCCACUUGGUCUAAAGACAGGUGUUUGGAAUACUUUCCGCCACAUUCAUGAAACUGUUAGGAGGCCCAGAGAUAAGAUCAGAUUCUUCCAUCAAAAUAAGGCUCUCCCAUUGAACAUUGAUGGUGUCGUCAUGUUUGUUUAA